This is a messenger RNA of Daktulosphaira vitifoliae (grape phylloxera), 462 nucleotides long. RefSeq lists its product as uncharacterized. The transcript has a single exon. The record is from RefSeq and is a predicted model, not a curated record. The coding region runs from base 1 to 462 and encodes 153 amino acids. Lineage: Eukaryota; Metazoa; Arthropoda; Insecta; Hemiptera; Phylloxeridae.
AUGGAGCAAAACUAUGACUUCGAUAAGAACCUAAAUAUGAUAUUUGAUGACUACAAACAAGCUUAUCAUAGUGUGAAUAGACAAGAACUAUGGAAAGCAAUGAUACAUUUUGGAAUCCCACAAAAAUAUGUAAAUUUAGUAAAAAUGUGUAAUGAUAAGACGUUACUUAAAAUACGUUUCCUACUGAGAUUAUCGCCAGCCUUUGAGAUUAAUUUAGGAUUGAGACAGAGAGAUGCUUUAUCCCUAACUUUGUUUAACCUGGAACUGGAAAAAGUUAUAAGAGGAGAAUCUUAUGAAGACCGAAUAAUGGAAGUUUUUGGUAAAGAAACUGUUUUAGCAUAUGCUGAUGUCAUAGUUCUUGUAGGGAAUACGCGAGAAGAAAUUACCCACUUACUUUCUAAACUAAAGAAGCCAGCAAAAACAUGGGUUUAUGUAUCAACAAAGAAAAGACUAAACUUAUGA